GGCGGAAGCGGAAGGGGCGGGGCUCCGCAGGUUGAGGCUCCCGUGCUGUCGCUGCCGCCGCUGCUGCCGCCGCCGCCCUCACAGCCGGAGCGGGCUGGGCCACAGAGGCAAGAUGGUGGACUACAGCGUGUGGGACCACAUUGAAGUGUCUGACGAUGAAGACGAGACGCACCCCAAUAUCGAUACGGCCAGCCUCUUCCGCUGGCGGCACCAGGCCCGGGUGGAGCGCAUGGAGCAGUUCCAGAAGGAGAAGGAGGAGCUGGACAGGGGCUGCCGUGAGUGCAAGCGCAAAGUGGCCGAGUGCCAGCGGAAGCUGAAGGAGCUGGAGGUGGCCGAAGGUGAGGGCAGCAAGGCAGAGCUGGAGCGGCUACAGGCUGAGGCCCAGCAGCUGCGCAAGGAGGAGCGGAACUGGGAGCAGAAGCUGGAGGAAAUGCGCAAGAAGGAAAAGAGCAUGCCCUGGAAUGUGGACACUCUCAGCAAAGACGGCUUCAGCAAGAGCAUGGUCAACGCCAAGCCUGAGCAGGCGGAGGAGGAGUCAGAGGAGGUUAGGGAGCAGAAACACAAGACCUUCGUGGAGAAGUACGAGAAACAGAUCAAGCACUUCGGCAUGCUCCGCCGCUGGGAUGACAGUCAGAAGUACCUGUCAGACAAUGUCCACCUGGUGUGUGAGGAGACGGCCAACUACCUGGUCAUCUGGUGCAUUGACCUAGAGGUGGAAGAGAAGUGUGCACUCAUGGAGCAGGUGGCCCACCAGACCAUCGUCAUGCAGUUCAUCCUGGAGCUGGCCAAGAGCCUGAAGGUGGACCCCCGCGCCUGCUUCCGGCAGUUCUUCACGAAGAUUAAGACAGCUGACCGCCAGUACAUGGAGGGCUUCAACGACGAGCUGGAGGCCUUCAAGGAACGUGUGCGUGGCCGCGCCAAGCUGCGCAUUGAGAAGGCCCUGAAGGAGUAUGAGGAGGAGGAGCGCAAGAAGCGGCUCGGCCCCGGCGGCCUGGACCCCGUGGAAGUCUACGAGUCCCUCCCCGAGGAACUCCAGAAAUGCUUUGACGUGAAGGACGUCCAGAUGCUCCAAGACGCCAUCAGCAAAAUGGACCCCGCGGACGCGAAGUACCACAUGCAGCGCUGCAUCGACUCCGGCCUCUGGGUCCCCAAUUCCAAGUCCAGCGAGGCCAAGGAGGGGGAGGAGGCGGGCCCCGGGCACACAGACACCUUGCUGGAAGCCGUCAAGCCAGGCGAGGAAAAGGAUGUCAGCGCGUGACUCACCCCAACUGCCGCCCACUUGCCUGCAGGCUCUGUGCACCCCUUUUCAAAAAAUGAAAAUAGAUGCCAUUGCCCUAGUUCCUGGCUUCCUCCACUUUCACUGCGUCCCCCCCAUCCUGGGGGACCUGCCCCUCAUGCACCCACCCCUCCCCUCCAGAGCUUGUCCAAGUCUUGCUUUGAGUCAAGGGGGUUCACUGCCUGCAGCUCCCCCAUCAGCUUUAUGCCAAAGGCCCAGGGGUCCAGAAAGGGGCAGAGGUCGCCAGGUUGGUCCAGGAGAGGAGGGAGGGGCCCCGGCUGAGGCCUGCUCCAGUCAGUGUGGGCUCUGGGUCCACUGCUUGUCCGCUGUCGAGUUCUAUAUGGAAACAGCAGCGAUCUUCCAAUAAAGGAUUUCACAUGCUC
Molecule: messenger RNA, 1659 nt
Organism: Rhinolophus ferrumequinum (greater horseshoe bat)
Lineage: Eukaryota; Metazoa; Chordata; Mammalia; Chiroptera; Rhinolophidae
Gene: CDC37
Product: cell division cycle 37, HSP90 cochaperone
Exons: 8
Coding region: 113-1258 (381 amino acids)
Biological process (GO): protein stabilization; protein folding
Cellular component (GO): cytoplasm
Molecular function (GO): protein kinase binding; heat shock protein binding; protein-folding chaperone binding
Source: RefSeq, a predicted model, not a curated record